Molecule: messenger RNA, 282 nt
Organism: Caenorhabditis remanei
Lineage: Eukaryota; Metazoa; Nematoda; Chromadorea; Rhabditida; Rhabditidae
Exons: 1
Coding region: 1-282 (93 amino acids)
Source: RefSeq, a predicted model, not a curated record
AUGGGAAAAAGUGAAUUAAUGCUUCUUUGCAUUGACAAUUUCUUUCACAGAUCCGUCAGAAUAUGCAAAGAAGACUGCAUCAACGCAACCAAUGAACAAUCCAGUCUCGACAAUUCCUGGAGUAUUGGCCAAUCUCUGUUGAAUGGCCAACCAAUCUCUGCCAGAUACAUUCUUUUCAAAUUGCCAGUCAAUGAUAAAGUUUCCGUUGUCCGUCACAACUGGUCCGCAUUUUUUGGUGGCUUGGCGAAGUUGACAACUGCCACCUUCUGCUCUUGGAAUUGA